GUUACGUCAUGUGAGAGAGAAAAAUAUUAGGAAAUCGUGUUUAUGUAACGAAACAAGUCGGUUUAUUGUGUUUGCCCGAAGCUUUUUCAAUUAUUACACCCGCAAUAGUUCACAUACGUUCAGAUAGUCGUUGCAUUUGGUUUGAGAACUUCUUAAAGCUACCAGCGGCUCGUUUACGUUAGUUUCUCGCGACUAUUUCUUCUUAUCAGUCCCAAGUCAACUCAUCUUCUGUUGCUCACUUACUUGUUCUACUCAAAACUGAAAAUGGUAGCCGGAAGAGCCCUUCAUUUCGUGUUCAAAGUGGCAGAUCGGACAUUGACUGCCAAAUUUUACCGGGAAAUUCUUGGAAUGAAGAUACUCAGACAUGAAGAAUUCAAGGAGGGUUGUGAAGCUGCUUGCAAUGGUCCUUACGAUGGACGUUGGAGUAAAACCAUGGUAGGCUACGGUUCAGAGGACAAUCACUUUGUGGUGGAGCUGACUUACAAUUACAAUGUGCCAAGCUAUGACCUUGGCAAUGAUUACUUAGGAAUCACAGUCCGAUCGAAACAAGCGAUAGAAAAUGCCAAGAAAAACGGGUGGCCCCUGAAGGAAGAGAAUGGGGUGAAAGUAGUGGAAGCCCCUGGUGGUUACAAGUUUUUCUUGCUGAAUGAAGAACAACCAACCAACAAAGACCCAGUUGAAAAAGUUACAUUGGCAAGUACUGAUCUUAAGAAAUCUAUCGAAUAUUGGAAUAAAACAUUGGGAUUGAAGCUUUACGAAAAUGACUCCAGUCAUGCUAUAGUUGGAUUUGCUGAUGAUCAAGCAAAAUUGGAAUUGAAAGCUAUCGGUGAGCCCAUCAACCACGCUACAGCAUAUGGAAGAAUAGCGUUUUCUGUGCCUGUGAAGGAGCUUCAAGAUAUUGAUAAAAUCAUCAAGAGCACUAAUAACAAAAUUUUAACCCCUCUGGUGACUUUGCCCACUCCUGGAAAAGCUGAUGUGACUGUCAUCAUUCUAGCAGAUCCUGAUGGUCAUGAAAUUUGUUUUGUUGGAGAUGAAAGCUACCGAGAACUUUCAAAGUUUGAUCCUGAAGGAGAGAAACUGCUGGACAGAUACAUUAAGAAAGAUGAGGAACGCAAAGCUAACUAAGUACCAUUCAUCUAACUUUUUUCACUCCAUUUCAACGAUAUACGUACAUCAAAUUCAAGUUUAGCCCGUCUUUUCUAAAACUCUCACUUAACCGGCUGAAUUGCCUUUGAAUAACUGUUAAUGCAUGUAUUCUUCUAUUUUUACUCGAGCACUUUGUGAUAAUUGUAAUUUAGGUAAGUAUUUUGUAUUUUUUUAACAAGGUCAAUCGUAUUAUUGUUUUCAAAACCUUGCCUUUUUCUAAGAUAAAUUACCAUUUCCUAUAAGGCUGUAUGAUCAAAAUUGACCCUUUUUUUAAAGUUCACACAAACAGGUAUUACACAGCGUGAGCACAGAGAACAGUAUUCUUUUAGUAGAUUUGUCGAUUAUUUUUAUGAUGAAUCUGCACAAAUCAAAGUUUUAUUAUGCAGUAGCAGCAGAAAAAAAGGAGACCUGAUGAACUUUUUACAUCCAAUUAGAUAUAUACCUACUUUCUCUCUGCUUGGGUUUCUACAAAAGCUUAAGGUGGAGGUAAAAAAAAUCUCGUGUAAGUACCUGUUAAGUUUGAAGAUCAUUCUUUCUCCUGUGCAAUCAAGAAUCGUUUAUGUUAUUUUUUUUAUUUAAAAAAAAAGAAUAAUAAUAAAAUACAGUGUGAAUCCGCUGAA
This is a messenger RNA of Bemisia tabaci, 1766 nucleotides long. Its product is annotated as glyoxalase domain-containing protein 4. The record is from RefSeq and is a predicted model, not a curated record. Lineage: Eukaryota; Metazoa; Arthropoda; Insecta; Hemiptera; Aleyrodidae.